This is a messenger RNA of Daldinia decipiens, 555 nucleotides long. RefSeq lists its product as uncharacterized. Lineage: Eukaryota; Fungi; Ascomycota; Sordariomycetes; Xylariales; Hypoxylaceae. The transcript has a single exon. The coding region runs from base 129 to 413 and encodes 94 amino acids. The record is from RefSeq and is a predicted model, not a curated record.
AUCCCGCUUAGAUCAUCCAGCCUCGGGGAUCACCACCUCUCCGCAAAACACGAUUUUUCCAUGUGUUACGGCGCAGCGAGAUGAGUUAGGAAUUAUUGUGCGAACGAGACCUGCGUGUCCCAUGGACCAUGGACCGUGGACCAUGGGCCAUAAACCCGUAUGUGUGUGGUGUUGCAGCGGAGAGCUCUUUUUUUCUUCUUCUUUUUUUUUUGUCCUCGGCACGGCAUGGGGCAUGGCAGCGAUUGGUCCUUUCGCUCCAGGAGACGGGUGACAUGAAUAUUGUUCAGCAAUUAUUACGUACGCGAAUUAUCUGCAAACAACCGAGGAUGCCCUCAGAUGAACGCUGGGCCCCUUUUUCUCGUGUGCUUCGUGCUUACCUAUUCGUCAUGAUUGCUGCCAAACAGGCGAGUUAAUUUUAUUGCGAGGUUGUCUUCUAUAAACUCUUGUAGCUCGGCAUACGUUCUCACAUAAUACGAAAAGGCCUCUCGCGACGUGUUCUUGUUUCGUAGUGUUCCAUCCGGACCCCUUUCCCUCAUUCCGUCCAGGGACCACGAG